AUGGAAGAUUUUAGGAGAUGCUUGGAGAGGCAAGAGCGAGAAACAAAUGAGAGAAGGCGUAGAGCAGAUGAAAGAAAUAUGUUGCAGAGAGAAGAAGAUGAACAAGUUGUCACAGCAGUGACUAUGCUUGAUGAAGAGAACCAAGGUCGCCGCCGUGGGUUAGAAGUCGGCCGUCGCCGGAAUGUGGACAGACAUAGGCAGUCUCGGGUUGAAACUCUGUACACUAGGGACUACCUGCGCAGACCUACUCCCAGGGACCUCCAACGGCUUCUACAAAAAGCCGAAGCUCGAGGAUUUCCAGGAAUGAUUGGCAGCAUCGACUGCAUGCACUGGCAAUGGAAGAAUUGCCCAACUGCCUGGCAAGGUGAUUACGGAAAUAGAAAAGGCCAAAAAAGUAUCAUCCUUGAAGUCGUUGCUUGCUUCGACACAUGGGUUUGGCAUACCUUCUUUGGAGUAGCUGGAUCCCAAAAUGACCUCAACGUGCUGGGUCAAUCCCUGGUCUUCAACGAUGUUUUGAGAGGCCAAGGCCCCAAUAUCACCUAUCAAGUCAACAAUACAGUCUACCAGACGGGGUAUUAUCUAGCUGACGGCAUCUACCCGAGGUGGACCACAUUUGUCAAAUCCAUUCCGAAUCCCCGAUCCCAAAAGCAAAAAUUAUUUGCUACCUAUCAAGAAAAAUACAGGAAAGAUGUUGAAAGAUGUUUUGGCAUCCUUCAAGCUCGGUGA
Messenger RNA from Prunus avium (sweet cherry), 726 nucleotides. The record is from RefSeq and is a predicted model, not a curated record. Lineage: Eukaryota; Viridiplantae; Streptophyta; Magnoliopsida; Rosales; Rosaceae.